UUGGCAUUCCAAGAAGGCAAGAACUUCCCAUGGCUACACACAAAGUCCUUAGUGUAGUUUUCUUUGUUUCAUGUGGCUUAGGUAUUUGUUUUGCGACUAGAUCCCUCUUCAUGCUUGAAGGUGGAAAUGUUCAUGUUGGCUAUGAUUCAAUUGUCCAUGCAGUUGUAGGAGAACAUGGUGCAACUAGUUAUGGAGGUGGUGCUGGUAGUGGGGAAGGUGGCGGUGCAGGAUAUGGAGCUACAGGUGGACAUGGUGGUGGUGGUGGCGGCGGUAGUGGAGGUGGCGGUGGAGCUGCUUAUGGUUCUGGAGGUGUUGAGUUUGGAAGUGGCAGUGGAGAAGGAGGUGGCGCUGGAGAUGGUGGUGGAGGUGGUGGGGGAAGUGGCGGUGGCGGUGGCGGUGGCGCUGGAUAUGGUGCAGGAGGAGAGAGUGGUACUGGUUAUGGAAGUGGUGAAGGAGGUGGUGCUGGUAGUGGGGAAGGUGGCGAUGUAGGAUAUGGAGCUGCAGGUGGACAUGAUGGUGGUGGCGGCGGCGGUGGCGGUAGUGGAGGUGGCAGUGGAGCUGCUUAUGGUUCUGGAGGUGCUGGGUUUGGAAGUGGUAGUGGAGAAGGAGGUGGUGCUGGAUAUGGUGGUGGAGGUGGUGGGGGAAGUGGCGGUGGCGCUGGAUAUGGUGCGGGAGGAGAGAGUGGUGCUGGUUAUGGAAGUGGUGAAGGAGGUGGUGCUGGGGGAGGACAUGGAGCUGGCAAUGGUGGAGGAGGUGGUGGUGGGAGCGGUGGAGGCGGUGGAGCAGGUGGUGCAGGGGGAGCACAUGGAGGUGGGUAUGGUAGUGGUGCAGGAGGCGGUGGAGGUUUUGGGAGUGGAGUUGCUGGUGGUGGAGGAGGAGGUGGUGCUGGUGGUGGCGGUGGUAGUGCUGGAGUCGCACAUGGAGGUGGUUAUGGGGGAGGUAGUGGGAGUGGAGAGGGUGGUGGACAUGGUGGCUACUCCCCUUGAAACUUCCUUCUCACUACUACUAUCAUUAAUUAUGAAAGGAGUGUGCCUUCUUACUCUAGUAUGAACAAGAGAAUAAGUUUAUGGCAAGUGUGAGAAUGCUUGUUAAUUUAUUAUAACUUCUAAAUAUUGAGCUAUGAGUGGCAGAGAAAUGCUUGCAAGAAAUUGUUAUAUAUGUAAUUAUAAUGAUUCUGCAUUGUUCUUGUCCUGUUUUUAGAUUAUGCCAAUUAAGUGCAUUGGAGUGGUCUUAAUAUCAA
Messenger RNA from Juglans regia (Persian walnut), 1240 nucleotides. RefSeq names its product glycine-rich cell wall structural protein 1.8. Lineage: Eukaryota; Viridiplantae; Streptophyta; Magnoliopsida; Fagales; Juglandaceae. The transcript has a single exon. Bases 30 to 986 code for a protein of 318 amino acids. The record is from RefSeq and is a predicted model, not a curated record.